Camellia sinensis is the source of this 2286-nucleotide messenger RNA. NCBI's taxonomy places the organism in Eukaryota, Viridiplantae, Streptophyta, Magnoliopsida, Ericales, Theaceae. The record is from RefSeq and is a predicted model, not a curated record.
ACUUUACCUAUUCCCCAAGUUAAAAUUAUGCUGUUUGAAGUGAAACUCUUUCCAACCCCAACGAAGAGAAGCAAAGAAAAAUAGUUGAAAUCGUUUUUCACCGAGAAAAUUCUCGUUUGGUUUCCGAGAAUCUUGCUUGCUUCCCCGAAUCGAAACCGGAAAACUUCAAUCGAUCAACUGGGUCUGGACUGUACUGAAGUAUGCAGCGAUUGAGGACCUCAGGGUCUUCAAUUAUAGGGCAACUGGCUCUGCCUCAGUUGAAGAGAAAAGCUUUGAAUUCAUGGUCUGCUGUUCAGGACACCUAUUAUUCAACCAAGGAUAUUUUUGAGGGGCACAAAGUCGUCUUUACAAUUGCAACAUCUUUAGCAUCGAUUGCUACAGCUUGGGGUGGUUACACUUUACGCCACCUUCAUGAAUCAAAAGUUGAACAAAGGCUUGACUCAAUUGAAAAAGCUAUGAAGUAUGAAUAUCAAAUUGAACGUAAUGAAUUUAAGAAACUGGUUGGCUCUGGAAGUUACAGCACUGCAACUUGUGUUGCCACUGCUGGAACCACUUUAAUUAUCGGGUAUGGAUUGGGUUGGCGAGGUGGAAAAUGGUACGCGAAUAGGAAGUUCAGGAAGGAGCAAAUGAAAUUGUUAGGACAGAUCAAACCUAAAAGGUGGCAACUCAAGUUCUUAAGAAGACCAUUAAUACGAUCCAAAUCAUCCGAAAAUGCUGUUAAACCGUCAGAGGUGUUCCAAAAGGAUUUACCUGCUGCACAUAAUUCUGGAGAAAUGAAUCGACCUUGCUUUAGUGCAGAGUAUUUACACAAGAGGCUUGAGACUAUCUCAUUUCUAUAUACUGUGUAUUGUUUGUAUCUGCAAUUCAUCCACUAUAAACUGUGGAGGGAAGGUGAGGGUUGUCACCACCAACAACCAAACAUUAAAAUGGCAAAAAGUUUAACUUCUAUUGUUCUAUUGAUUCUGUUCUGUGGGUCAGCAUUUGGUAGCAGAACAAAGUUGUUCACAACCAAAGUUGACGAUGGCACAUCUGCAGUGGCAGAUGUUGGCAUAUGCAAAUUGAUGGUGGAGACACAUGACUAUGUUUGUGAAGAACAUAAAGUGACAACACGGGAUGGUUAUAUUCUCAGCAUGCAGAGAAUUCCAGUGGGCCGGUCAGGUGAGACACAAGGGAAACGGACUCCAGUCCUGCUACAGCACGGUCUUCUCAUGGAUGGGAUAACAUGGCUGCUGAGUCCUCCAGAUCAAUCUUUGGCGUUGAUCUUGGCAGAUAAUGGGUUCGAUGUGUGGAUUUCAAGCACCCGUGGAACUAACUUUAGCCGUGGGCAUUUAUCUCUCAGUCCUGAUGACCCGGCUUAUUGGGAUUGGUCGUGGGAUGAAUUGGUAGCUUAUGAUCUUCCAGCUACAUUCCAGUAUGUGCACGAUCAAACAGGACAGAAACUGCACUAUGUUGGGCAUUCACUGGGAACUUUGAUUGCUCUUGCUUCCUUUUCAAAAGGGCGGCUGAUUAACAUGCUAAGAUCUGCAGCCCUACUCAGCCCAAUUGCUUAUGUGGAUCAGAUGACUUCCCCGCUUGCAAGAACUGCCGCCGACAACUUCAUCGCUGAAGCAUUAUAUUGGUUGGGUCUUCAUGAAUUUAAUCCAAGAGGGGAUGCUGUAAUUGCACUUCUUAAAGCUAUCUGCAACAAACCAGGUGUCGACUGCACUAACUUGUUGACCUCUUUCACAGGUCAGAACUGCUGCUUAAAUUCUUCAAUAGUAGAAGUUUUUCUAGAGUACGAGCCUCAGCCAACAUCGACAAAGAAUAUGGUCCAUGUGGCUCAGAUGAUCAGAAGCGGAAACAUCACUAUGUAUGACUAUGAUGAUGAGGGGGAGAACAUGAAACAUUACGGUCAGCCCUCACCUCCAGUCUACGACAUGACAAGCAUUCCAAAUGACCUUCCUCUGUUCCUCAGCCACGGAGGGCAAGACGCGCUUUCUGAUGUCAAUGAUGUGAAGCACUUGCUGGGCAGCCUCAAAGACCACAACGGAGAUAAGAUUGUCGUUCAGUAUGUACCGAAUUAUGCUCAUGCAGACUAUGUUAUGGCUGUCAAUGCUAAGCAAGUUGUUUAUGAUCCUCUCAUGGCCUUUUUUAGGCUUCAGUGACAACAACAAUCCGAAAAUGAAUUAUAAUGUGCUCUAGCUGAAUUUUCUUUGUUUACGCAGAGAUUCAUAUUCAAUAUGUAAAAUGUUAAUCAAGUUGAGUUUCAAAAUGAAUUACAGUUUUACAGUUUGAGUCGUAUUCAAU